CGUCAGUCGUUGGACGCGUCUCGUUAAUAGUGGUCACGAAAAGUGCAGCCCAUUCGAAAUAAAUUUUUUGUUGAUAUUGCUAGUUUGUUCGCUCAUCAAGUUUAUAAGAUCCGAUUUGUUAACUAGCUAUAUUAUAUAUAUAUAUAUAUACAUAUGUAUAUGCUUUAUAUUUAAAAACACACACGCGCGUCAUACUUAAAUAUAUAUAUAUAAGUAGUAUAUGAAUAGAUCUAUAGUUGUUGUUUCUACAUAUACAUAAAUACAUAUUUUUUGUCUUGUAUUUUUUGUUGUGACACAAUCGUCGCAUUAUAUUGUGACAAAACUCUGAAAAGUUCUGUUUAAAAAUAGUUUCCAAAAGGCUAUAAACGAAAUCCCAGCUAAUAACAGUACAACAAGUCCAAGUAACAUUAUCAGCAACAACAACAACAACACCUAUCAAAAUCAAAAUGGUCGAAACUGUCGUUACCGUUGAACGCACAACAACAACAACUACUGGGCCACCUGGCGGCGGAAAUCCAUCUGGCGGCGAUAAUGGCGGCUUUUGGAGCGCCAUUCGCAUCAAUAUGGAAUAUUACAAAACGAUUCCAGGCAUUCUAAAGAUUGUUCAAUUGGUACUUGGCAUCAUUUGCAUGGCGUGUGCUUCCCCGGCACAAGCAGCAGCCACAAGUUUCUUCCUCUUCGUUGUCGUUGUCUCCUUCAUCAUCACGAUCCUUUUGAUGGCCGCCUAUUUCCUCGGCAUUCGCGAGGCUCUCAACGUCGCCGUCAAUUGGAUAUUUUCGGAGCUGCUGACGACCGCUGUUUUGACGUUGCUGUACUUUAUCGCCUUCAUUGUGCAGUUGGCCAGAUGGGCGGAAUCCAAUCAAUUUGGCCAUGGUUCAAAUACGGCAGCUGGCGUCUUUGGCCUGUUCAAUUUCCUAGCUUACGGGGCGGGUACUUACUUUUUGUUCCUGGCGCACAGAUCGGGAGCAACGCAUUAAACGGAGCUGAAACGGGAACGACAGGGACAGCGAUAGUGGCGAUAGUUGAUCUGAUCGAAAUCCGAUCCAAAUGCAAAUCCACAAUGCAACCAUUCACAUAGUCAUUAUGCAAAAUUGCACCAGAAAAAAAUGAAAUAAAAUAGCGUACUUAUUUUUUUUUUGUGUGCCUUUUUGCAUUUG
Messenger RNA from Drosophila innubila, 1157 nucleotides. RefSeq names its product CKLF-like MARVEL transmembrane domain-containing protein 4. The coding region runs from base 447 to 977 and encodes 176 amino acids. Gene Ontology annotation, cellular component: membrane. Lineage: Eukaryota; Metazoa; Arthropoda; Insecta; Diptera; Drosophilidae. The transcript has 3 exons. The record is from RefSeq and is a predicted model, not a curated record.